AGAAAAUUAUGGCAGCAAAGCAGAAAAAUAUUUUUACCAGAAGUAAACCACUUAUUAAUAUUUACAGUGGUGUAGAUGAGGAGGGAAAAAAGGUUGAAGUUCGUGAAGAUGCAGAACAAAUUGUGAAAUGGCACGAAAUAUGUGAUGCGCUGGUCGCAGCUGGAUAUUAUCGUGCUCAACUGCAGGGACUUUCUGCAUUCGAUAAAAUUGUGGGAGGACUAUCAUGGUGUAUUGAACUAUGCGACAUUGAUGUCGACAUAAGCCUUUUAUUUGAGGAGAAUCUAACAAUUGGUAAAAAAAUUGCUUUGACUGAAAAGAUUGUAAAAAUUUUGCCAACCAUGAAGUGUCCUUAUAUAAUAGAACCUCAUCAGAUACAAGGUUUGGAUUUUAUAAAUAUUUACCCUCUCAUACAAUGGCUCAUCAAAUAUUCAAGUGAAUUUAGAGAAGUAAAGGAAGAUGAGUUAAGAAAGUUUGCUGUAAUGCAGUAUGACAAGGAUCACAUAUUUGAAUCUGACAGAUCUUACUAUUUGCAAAAGGAAAAACUUUUACGAAAUCUUUCUACAGUGCAGGAUUUGUACAAACCGUGUAGGGUUAGAAAGAGAAAAGGUGGUUUUCCGACAAAUGAGCUGGAGCAAGUGAAUGCAGUUUUAUCAGAAUAUGAUCAGCGAAUGCUGAUGCAUGUAACUAACAAUCAUGAUGAUUCCCAGAGAGAUGAAGGCCUUGAUUUCUUAUAUGAUUAUGAGAAGACUUUGGCUGAUCCAUCAGAAGUCACAACUGAGACUGAUAGACAUUUGAAUAUUAAAGGAAGUGAUAAUGUAUCGACAGAUACAAAGAUACAUUAUGUAGUUUUACAUUCCGAAUUAACUGGAGACAUUCCUAAAGAACUAGAAGAGAGUGAAAAAAUUAAAUAUUCUCAAGAUAUAACCACAUUAACGGACUGUAUAGACAAAAUGGAGAAAGAAGUCGAAACUAUAAAGAAAAAACAUGAACAGAGAAUGCAAGACUCUAAGCAACAAUAUACAAAAACAUUGUCCAAGUUAAAAAAAAUUACACAAAAUUUAAUGAAGUCUGACAACUAUAGUGAUAAAAAUGUCAAAGAGUUUUAUGCGUCUCUAAAGGAUCUUGCUAGGGAAAGGAAUGAAUUAUUAAAAAUAAUACAACAUAGAGAUAUGCAGUAUAAAAAAUUAGAAGAAGAACUGAGGAAAGCAAAGGAUCCUAAAGCUGAAGUUGAAGAACAGCCCUUAACGCCGGCUGAAUUGAAAGAAUUUCAAGAAAGGGAGGGGAAAUUAAAAAAAUUCAUUGCUAGUACCAGAUUAGAGCUGGGCAAGUUGAAUAGACAAAUACUCAGGUAUACGGUGGCUAUUGAUGAAAUACCGGGGACGGCGGAGUUGUUGCAGUAUGAAAAGAGAUUCGUUGAACUUUAUAAUCAAGUUGCAUCGAAGCAUAAAGAAACAAAGCAGUAUUUUAUAUUUUACAACACCCUGUAUGAAGUUAAACUUUAUACAUCAAAGGAAUUGAGUUUACUCAACUCUAUAUUGGACAAUUAUGAAGAGGCGAUGUCAUCUACUAGAAAGAGAGAAGAAUUUAUGACUCAAUUUGAAUCAAUAGUCGAUUGGGUAAAUCAAACUGUGAAGAAAGUUGAGGAGAAAUUUAACAGUGAAAAGGCUCGGAAAGCAACUUUACAUAAUGAGUACACUAGGCUUAUAGAAAUACAAAGGCAAUAUGCUGCAGCUUUAAAGAAAUUGGCAGCGGAAAGACAAAAGAUUUCCAGACAUAUGUUAAAGUAAUUUGUUCCUUGUUUUUAUACAACUUGCCUUGUAACUGUAGAAUGUGAAAGAUGGCAAAAUUGUUGUUAUACAAAUGUCAUGACAGUGGAAACUUAUCAUAACAGAUUUACCAGCUUAUGAUAAGCUUAAAACAAUAUUUAAUAUAAACUUUAUAAUAAAUGUCCAUUUUGUUAUUCCUGGUCGUUACUCAGUCUACCUCAGUGACAUUUUAUUCGGUCACAGUAAAGUUUAAGAAGUACUUUUUCAAGUAUUAUAAACAUUUGUAAGUGAAUUUUGUG
Messenger RNA from Papilio machaon (common yellow swallowtail), 2065 nucleotides. RefSeq names its product coiled-coil domain-containing protein 93 (gene fidipidine). Gene Ontology annotation, biological process: Golgi to plasma membrane transport. The record is from RefSeq and is a predicted model, not a curated record. The transcript is spliced from 10 exons. NCBI's taxonomy places the organism in Eukaryota, Metazoa, Arthropoda, Insecta, Lepidoptera, Papilionidae. The coding region runs from base 9 to 1787 and encodes 592 amino acids.